AUGGUCACUAUAAAUUAUGAACCGGUUGAACAUUUGAGAUACAUUGACGACAAUGUUAGUCCCGAAGAGAGAGCACAUGUGGAACAACUAAUACGGAUGGAAUUGGCGGGCCAAUUCAAUGCAAAUAUCAAUAACAUAGCUAACCAUAAUACCCUGAACGCAGCUGAUGAGCAGGUGCCACUACCCCAGAAUGAACUAGUGCCCAAUCAUUUGCCGCUACAUCCCAUGGUGAACCAGCUUAUAUCGCCGUCGCCUCCAAUAUUAGAACGACCUGGGAGUAUGGUAGAUAUGAGAAUUGAUGCGUUUGAAGAAGACUUGCUGGAUGUGGAAGAUGAAGACGACGAUUUAAGGACAAGAGCAAGACGUGGUCAAAAUGGUCUGGCUGGCCGUGGCGGUGGGGUUGAUAUGUCGAAAUAUACAAAUUUCAACACGAUAACAUCACCGACAGAAGGAGACGAGUCGGAUUCAAAUCCAGAUGUGGGCAGCAUCAACUAUAGAAAUCUAUAUACAACAUUGGGACAUUCGACUUUCCAACAAAGAAAUCUAGAUUUGCUUCAACAGAACCAGGAGACGUUGCACGCGUUGCAACAACGACAUUUGCAAGAUUUGUCGCAAUACAAUGAUGAACUAAUGACCAGCUUAAAUAAUAAACGCAAGAUGAUUGACGAUAUCGAAGAAGCAAACAAGAAAAGACAAUUGAAUGAACUCAAGCCGGUGAAUGAUUACCUAAACAAGAGAUGGAAGCAAGGAAUAAAUACUGCUGUUGAAAUAACAAUCGAAGAAGCAACAGCAGCCCAAUCAAGAGCAGAAACUUGA
This is a messenger RNA of Lodderomyces beijingensis, 816 nucleotides long. NCBI's taxonomy places the organism in Eukaryota, Fungi, Ascomycota, Pichiomycetes, Serinales, Debaryomycetaceae. The record is from the annotation of a GenBank genome assembly.